Messenger RNA from Rhizoctonia solani, 1512 nucleotides. RefSeq names its product tRNA (uracil-O(2))-methyltransferase. The transcript is spliced from 7 exons. The record is from RefSeq and is a predicted model, not a curated record. Bases 1 to 1512 code for a protein of 503 amino acids. Gene Ontology annotation, molecular function: tRNA (uridine) methyltransferase activity. NCBI's taxonomy places the organism in Eukaryota, Fungi, Basidiomycota, Agaricomycetes, Cantharellales, Ceratobasidiaceae. Gene Ontology annotation, biological process: tRNA methylation.
AUGUCUCUUCAAAAGCCUCCAUUCGAGUCGCAAUCGCAUGUCUUUGUUCAAGCUGAAACAGCAAACCCAAGCCCAGCUAAUUCCUUGGAGUUCGCGGACGAGAACCUGGGCAAAUGGGUACCUGUUGUUAGCUGCAAAGUCACCUACUCUGCAUAUGAAUUCUCCCAAGUAAUUGACGCUCUAGUGCAUUUCCCCGAACGAAAUUCUCCUCUCAUCCUACGGGCAGAUGUAGAAAGCGACGUAGAAAUAUCUCAUUCUGUCGAGUCGACUGUUCCUGCGCUGAAAGGAUUUCAACCUACUCGACACCUGCGUCGUAUCUUGUGUCCCCGCCAACCAAACCGGGACCGGGCAUUACAUCAAUCAUGUAUAUUUUAUACAGAUCGAGGGGAUGCCACUGUGCUGGUUCUCAGCCCGGAUUUAUCAGAGGAACAUCCUACCCCACCGUUUUAUCAUCCUGCUGUCGCACAUCUGGCUAUUCGGUUCACUGGGACUCAUCUAACAAUUGAAGUGGGUGUGUAUCGCGUCGGGUACGGGUUCGCAAACGGGUACAGGAAGAGAGUGGAUCACGAUACAAUGGUCGAUAAAGCGGAAUUUCAAGACUUGUAUCUCAAAAUGAAGGAAAUGCAUGGCGGGUUGGUUGAAACAUGGCAAGAAGCCACAGACCCAUCCAAACACGUCUUUGAGGACAUUGGAAUAGCUACGUUUCUGAUGCUCCUUUGGAAAUCUACGUACCAAGGCUCAGAUUCACCCACUAAACAACCAAACCAAAAAUAUCCUUGGUCGCAUUUUGCUCGUCCACCAGGCGGGUUCCGGGAUAUCGGAUGCGGGAACGGAUUAUUGACACACAUUCUCGUCUUGUCUGGAUACGAGGGGCUCGGUAUCGACCUAAGGGCGCGAAAAAGCUGGACAUCGUUCGGGCCCGAAACAUCAUCUCGACUUAAAGUCGAGGCGCUCGAUUUUACGUCCAUUAAAUACGACGCGUCCCUAGGCCGGUUCACGGGGUUACCGGACGUACUUGGAUCAAAUGAUCAAGAACAAACCGGGCGGGUGUUUUUGAUUGGGAACCAUGCUGACGAGUUGACGCCUUGGAUGCCUGUGAUCGCACAUGCCGCCGGAGCCGAUUUCUUGUCCAUCCCAUGUUGUUUCUGGGCACUAGACAAGCCAUGGGAGCUUGCCCUCGCUGAUCGGUUACAUUCUGUCCUGGGCGGCACUGCGGACGCAAACUGGGUACAAAAAAGAGCACCAAGCACCGAGUCAGUAUGGUCGGUAUAUGCUCUGGCUUGCCAGGCUGCAGCGGGAUGUGGGUUCGUUGUGGAUGUAGAGGCGUUGAGGAUCCCGAGUACCAGAAACUGGGCAUUUGCUGGUACAUCUCGAACAUGGAAGACCGAGUCCGAGCGAGCACGGGUAGACCAGUACGUUGAAGGGCUGGUAUCCCAAGUCCGAGAGCGAGGGAUGUUUAAGACGCGCGUGCCAGAAGGGAAAGAGGGCGGAUUCAUUACACUGUAUGGUUGA